Neltuma alba is the source of this 1875-nucleotide messenger RNA. Its product is annotated as TMV resistance protein N-like. The transcript is spliced from 3 exons. Gene Ontology annotation, biological process: defense response; signal transduction. Gene Ontology annotation, molecular function: ADP binding. The record is from RefSeq and is a predicted model, not a curated record. Lineage: Eukaryota; Viridiplantae; Streptophyta; Magnoliopsida; Fabales; Fabaceae. The coding region runs from base 1 to 1875 and encodes 624 amino acids.
AUGUCUUCUCUCGACACGGCCAUCUCCUUCCCCCCUCAGUUGGAACUGGUGCAGAAGAAAGAGAGGCCCAAGCUAGCUAGCACUCGGAGCUCGGCUCAGAGCCACGACACUACUCACUUGUCCAGCUCAAACUUCAGCUGGGCAUUCCUCGACUCCCUUAUGUGCAUGUUCUUUCCUCCUUCACUUCUCCCUGGUGUUGUCGCCGUCAACCGUCGACUUGACAUCCCUGACCGAGUUACUCUGCUGCCUCGGACACUUGCUGCUCGACCACGAACCCUUUUGAUUCACUUGACGAUUGUGACUUCAGAGCCUUCACCAGCUGAUUCGGUUUCGCUCUUGCCAUCCCCCGCAUGCAAUGGAUAUGAAGUGUUCUUGAGUUUUUGUAGAGGCGAAGAGACUCCAGAAUCUUUCCCUUCCUGUCUCUAUUCAUCUCUGAGCAAAAAAGGAUAUUCUGUUUUCAAAGAUGAUAUAUCAAUUGAACUCUUGCAAAGUGUUCGAUGUCCUAAAAUUUUCAUCAUCAUCUUCUCUAAAGACUAUGCUAGUUCUCGAAUGUGCCUCGAGGAACUCACAAAAAUCAUGAAGUUUCGCAGCAUGCCAUAUGAUCAUGUAGUUCUUCCCAUAUUCUAUGACGUGAGUCAGUCUGAAAUUUGUAAUCAAGAAUCAAUUAAAGGUCGCAUACAAAAAGUUUCACCCACUGAAGAGGAGGUUUCAAGGUGGAGGAGAGCUCUUCGUGAAGCUGCGAGGAACGUUCCUGGGAUUCAUAUAUCUGAUUACAUCAAGUUUGGCUAUCUACAUGAUGAGUAUGUUAUGGAGGAUAUUAUCUAUUAUGCUGAUGAUUUUUUGAAGACAUUGGAUAAGGUGUUCCCUGUUGGAGUGGAUUCUCGUGCUCAGGAUGUGAUUUCAAUGCUUCAUAACCAUAAAUCAAAACGUGUUGUCUUCAUAGGCAUAUGGGGAAUGAGGGGUAUAGGCAAAACAACUAUUGCCAAAGCUGUCUUUAACCACAUUCAGUGCGCAUUUGAGAGUACAUGUUUUCUUCCAAAUGUUGGGGAACAAUCAGAGAGGAAAGUCGACCUUGUUUCAGUAAUAUGUAAAGCAACAGAUAUGAGAAUAAAGAGCACUGAAUCAAGAACCCUUGACUUGAAUGAAAGACCUUGCCAAAAGAAGGUACUUCUUGGGCUUGACGAUGUGAAUCAGUUGGAGCAACUAAAUACUUUAUGUGGAAGUCGUGAACAGUUUGGUGAAGGGAGUAUAAUCAUCAUUACAACGAGCGAUUUAUAUCUACUUAAUGCCUUUCAAGUGGAUGAUAUAUAUUGCAUGAAACUUUUAAGCGACGAAGAGUCUCUUCAACUUCUCAGUUGGCAUGCAUUUCAACAAGCAUACCCUAAAGGAGAAUUCAUCGAUGCUUGCAAAGAAGUGGUUGUUUAUGCUGAGGGACUACCACUGGCUCUCACUACAGACAUUGACUCUAUUUUGAAUGAGGAGGAAUUGGACCAACGGGAAUCCAUAUUGUGGAAUAUGAAUAGAGCUCUCCAUCCUGUUAUAUACAACAAACUAAGGCUUAGCUUUGACUAUUUAAAUGCUGAAGAGAAAGAAAUAUUUCUAAAUAUAGUUUUAUUCCAUAUUGGGAGGGACAUGGAUGAUGUGAUCCAAAAGCUGAAUGCCCAUGGAAGCAAUGCUCAUAUUAGGAUACGAGUCCUGGAGGAUCGAGGACUUGUAACCAUUGAUAACAACAAAUUUAGAAUGCAUAAUCUAUUGCAGGUCAUGGGAAGGCAAAUAGUCCGUGAGACUUCACAAAGUGAGCUUGAAGGUAGGUUAUGGUUUUGUAGGGAUGCUUUAUGUGCUUCAUGUAUUAUAUCAACGUGCCUGUAUCAAUGA